Molecule: messenger RNA, 693 nt
Organism: Vigna angularis (adzuki bean)
Lineage: Eukaryota; Viridiplantae; Streptophyta; Magnoliopsida; Fabales; Fabaceae
Exons: 2
Source: RefSeq, a predicted model, not a curated record
AGACAAAAGUCAUAUGCCGACAAAAGAAGAAGACCGUUAGAAUUUGAAGAAGGAGAUCAUGUAUUCUUACGAGUAACACCAACUACAGGAGUCAGGAGAGCUAUCAAGAUGAGGAAACUGACACCAAAAUUUCUCGGACCGUAUCAAAUUCUCAAAAAGAUUGGGCCAAUGGCUUAUGAGAUAGCACUACCACCUCGAUUGGCAAAUUUGCAUAACGUUUUUCAUGUAUCCCAACUGAGGAAGUAUAUUCCAGAUCCAAAGCAUGUGUUAGAAGUUGAUGAAAUUCAGGUCAAGGAAAAUUUAACAAUGGAAGUUGGACCAGUGCGUAUACUAGAUGUUCAAAUGAAAAAGUUAAGAGGGAAGGAUAUUCGCACGGUAAAGGUACUUUGGAAUGAAGACACACAGGAAAUGACUUGGGAAUUGGAAGAAUUUAUGAUAAAGGAAUAUCCAUAUCUCUUUGUUAAGUUUGAUAGUGUUCGUUCUGUAAGCGUUCGUCAAAACAGUGUUCAACCUCAUAGUAUUCGGUCUCUUUGCGUUCAUCCAGAUAGUGUUCGACCCAAUGGUGCAGUAAAUAGUGUUCGGCCAAAUAGUGUUCGUCCAAAUAGCAUCCGUCCAAAUAGCGUCCGUUCAAAUAGCGUUCGACAAAUAGUAUUCGGCCAAAUAGUGUUCGGCCAAAUAGUGCUCGACCAAUAG